GCCUGUUUCCCAUCAGCCAUGAUCAUUCCAGCUCAACCUCUCGCACAGACUUAACCCAGUGGCUGCAGUGGACAUCCAACUGCAAAAAGUUAGGUGUUAUGGAAAAGUGGGGUUUGCCAUGUUAAUAGCUGAGCCAUUAACUGAGGAGGGAAGAGACCUGCUGCAUUGGAAGAACACAGACUGACAUCACUCAGACUCCUGCUGUGACCUAUUGUAUCAGCCAUGGGGAAAGGCUACUACAUUAGUAAAAACUUGUGUCUGCUGGGGAUUAUCCUGACAGCUGUUGCUUUGGCAACCAUCAUAUCUCUGUCUGUCGUCUAUGACAAGGAAAAGGCUAGGAACCAAGGGAAGCCUGAAGCAAUGGGCAGUACCACCAUGCCUACCCAGCCCACCACCGCGUCCAUCCCUAAGGAGCCCUGGGAGCAUUAUAGACUUCGUGACUCUCUGGCUCCCAUCUCCUACAACGUGACCCUGUGGCCUCGGCUGGAGCCAAACAGAGAUGGCCUGUACAUCUUCACUGGACACUCGGCAGUGGUCUUCACCUGUGUGAAGGAAACUGACCUCAUCAUCAUCCACUCCAACAAGCUAAACUUAACCAAAUUCCAAGAUCAUCUCGCCAAGCUGAGUGGCCUGGAUGGAGCCACUGCACCCAGCAUACAGAAGUCUUGGCUUGUGGUGAAGACGGAGUAUCUGGUUCUUCAGCUGAAUGGUAGAUUAGCCACAGGAAGGUCCUACGUACUUUACACUGAAUUCCAGGGGGAGCUGGCAGACGACCUGGAAGGCUUCUAUAGGAGUGAAUAUAUUGAGGAUGGUGUAAAAAAAAUUGUUGCUACCUCACAGAUGCAGGCAACGUAUGCCAGGAAAGCCUUCCCCUGCUUCGACGAGCCAGCGAUGAAAGCUGUCUUCAACAUCAGCAUCAUCCACGACCCGGGCAUGGUGGCUCUGUCCAACAGCAGGGACAGCGAGGUCCUGGACUCUGUCAUCGAUGGCGUUGCCGUCAGAAAGACCACAUUUGAGCCCACAGAGAGAAUGUCCACAUACUUGCUGGCGUUCAUUGUUAGUGACUUCACGUACAUUCAAUCAGCCCAACACAAUAAUGUCUUGGUUCGAAUUUGGGCUCGUAGAAAAGCCAUUGACCAAGGACAGGGUGACUAUUCCCUAAACGUUACCGGACCCAUUCUUAAAUUCUAUGAGCGGUACUACAAUACGACAUAUCCCCUCUCCAAGUCAGAUCAGAUAGCACUUCCUGACUUCAAUGCCGGGGCGAUGGAGAACUGGGGCCUGGUCACAUACAGAGAGGCGGCCCUGCUGUACGACCCUCUCAUCUCUUCCACUGGAAACAAAGAGACAGUUGUCAGUAUCAUCGCUCACGAGCUUGCCCACAUGUGGUUUGGGAACCUGGUGACUCUGAGAUGGUGGAAUGACUUGUGGUUAAAUGAAGGCUUUGCCUCCUACGUGGAGUACCUUGGAGCUGACCACGCUGAGCCCUCCUGGAACAUUAAAGAGCAGAUUAUUCUCUACGAGGUCCACAAAGUGUUUGCCGUGGAUGCCCUGGCCUCCUCCCAUCCACUGUCCCGUCAAGAAGAGGAGGUUAAUGAUCCUGCUCAGAUCAGCGAGAUGUUCAACACCAUCUCCUACAGCAAGGGGGCGGCAGUUCUGAGGAUGCUGUCAGACUUUCUGACUGAACCUGUGUUUGCCAGAGGACUCAGUUCGUACCUGAAUACGUUUGCCUUCAGCAACACAGUGCAUACAGAUCUAUGGGACCAUCUCCAGCAGGCAGUAGCAAACACACCAGGUUUGGCUCUUCCUCACACUGUCCAUGACAUCAUGAGCCGUUGGACUCUUCAGAUGGGGUUCCCAAUAGUCACCAUCGACACCCGGACAGGAAUUAUCACCCAGAAGCAUUUCCUACUGGACCCAGAAUCUGUAGUGGACAGGCCCUCUCAGUUCAAUUACACGUGGUUUGUGCCAAUUAAAUGGAUGAAGAGAGGAGUGGAGCAGGAACAGUACUGGCUUCUUCGCAACACAGAUGUCCACAAUCCAAUGAGAGCAUCAGGAGAGGACUGGGUGCUAGCAAACACCAAUGUUUCAGGAUACUUCAGGGUGAACUAUGACCCUGACAACUGGGAGCGUGUCCUCAACUUGCUCAACACCAACCACCAGGCUAUACCAGUCAUCAACAGAGCACAAAUAAUGGAUGAUGCCUUCAACUUGGCCAGAGCCAAAGUGAUUAAUACCACAAUGGCCCUGAGAACCACAAAGUACCUGUUCAACGAGACAGACUACAUCCCUUGGGAGUCAGCACUGAAAAACUUCAACUACUACAUACUCAUGUUUGACCGCACAGAGGUGUAUGGCGCUUUACAGGCAUACCUCAAGAAACAAAUCCGACCUCUUUUUGAACACUUUAGGAUACUAACAGCCAAUUGGACUAAGGUACCGGCGAGACACAACGACCAAUAUAAUGUGAUCAAUGCUGUUUGGGGGGCCUGCAGUAUGGGUGUGGAGGGCUGCAGGGAGCUCACCAAAGGCUGGUUCAGACAGUGGAUGGAAAACCCAGGCCACAACCCGAUCCAUCCAAACCUGAAGAGCACGGUGUACUGCAAUGUCAUAGCUGCUGGCGGCGUGGAGGAAUGGGACUUUGCCUGGAGAAUGUUCAAGAAUGCCACUGUGGCAGCUGAAGCCUCCCGUCUUAGGUCAGCCAUGGCCUGCGCAAAAGCUCCCUGGCUUCUGAACAGGUAUUUGGAGUACACCCUGGACCCAACCAAGAUCCGGAGGCAGGAUGUCAUUUCGACCAUCCAGUCCGUUGCCGGGAACGUUGUGGGAAUGCCACUGGCCUGGGACUUUGUCAGAGCUAAAUGGAGCUACCUUUUUCAACAGUACGGAAAAGGAUCCUUUUCCUUCUCUAACCUUAUCAGUGGGAUCACAAGAAGAUUCUCCACAGAGUUUGAGCUACAGCAGCUAAAGAAAUUCAAAGAAGACAACGUCCAUGUUGGUUUUGGCUCAGCAACCUUGCCCCUGGAGCAGGCAAUAGAGAAGACCACAGCCAACAUCAAAUGGGUGACAGAGAACAAAGCCCACGUGCUCAAGUGGUUCACUGAGGAGUCCACAUGAGAACACAUUCAAGCCAAACUGUUCCUCUGCAUUGUCCAGUCAGGGAGCAGUAAUAAACGAGAAUGACUUUAAUCAGCAGGUGCAUGUCCAGCUCUCUGUCUUGGUGACACUUGUGCAGAGACAUAUCAACCACGGACACAGUAUCACAAAAUAACUAAAUACACAAAUAAAUAAAUCAUGGGACUUCAGCUUCAAUGAAAAGGUACAGCAUAAGACAUGUGAUGGUCAGCAGACUUCAGUUAUAUCCAGCAUCAUUGCUCUAGUAAGUAAAAAGGAGGGUUAACUAUGACCUCUAGUCAGCGAUCAUCAUAAACCAAAACACUAACAAUACGAACUAAAAUCAAUUAUACUUUCAGAGAAGCAUUAGUUUAUACCCUGCCCUUUUCCAGUUGAAAAAACCUUGCUUCAUAUUUACAUCAUUCAGUGGUACUUAACAGCGAUGUAUUCAAUAAAUGUUUGUCAGAAAUAUGAAGGACUGAUCCACCAUGCGCCAGAGCAGCUUCAGUGUGCCUUAGCAGUCAGUCUCCAAACGACUGACCUCUGUUUGAGCACGAUGGGAUCGUAACUGAUUACUGACCUUUCAUGCAAAUGAUGUACAUUCAGUUGUCACUUUCAACUGUCAUGUCAAAAUUGUCUGUGUGCGCGCGUGUGUACAUGUGUGCUCGUGUGUGUGUAUGUGUGUCUGGACAUGCAAAUGUGCAUUUAAUGCAUAUUUGUCUUUCCUCAGCAGAUGCCCAGUGUUGUCUAUAGCAGGUGUAUGGCUGCUACAGAUGUGAUAAAUGAAUAUUUCCUGUAACUCCUUCCACAUGUGAAGUCAGGAUAUUAUUCUUAACACUGGAUAUUUUUGCAAGGGGAGUGAUUUUGCCCCACAGCAGUACCAGAUUAUGAUACUGUAAAAGGAUUCUGCUUGAAUAAAAUGGUACUAUUUGAUUUUU
Molecule: messenger RNA, 4049 nt
Organism: Myripristis murdjan (pinecone soldierfish)
Lineage: Eukaryota; Metazoa; Chordata; Actinopteri; Holocentriformes; Holocentridae
Product: aminopeptidase N-like
Exons: 21
Coding region: 223-3114 (963 amino acids)
Biological process (GO): peptide catabolic process; proteolysis; positive regulation of DNA-templated transcription
Cellular component (GO): cytoplasm; plasma membrane
Molecular function (GO): DNA-binding transcription factor activity; zinc ion binding; metalloaminopeptidase activity
Source: RefSeq, a predicted model, not a curated record